GGGAAACUGUUGCCUUGCCUGGACUCCAGUCAGUAAAAUACAAUGACUUACUGCAUCCGACUACUCUGUGCGCUGGCUCUUUGCGCGACUUAUUUACGCGCAGAAAUUACAGUAAGCCAACCGCUUUCGAUGUCCAUCACUCCGGGGCAGAACUUAGAACUAACCUGCACCAUGUCUGGCGCUACUUUAGGGAACGACAAUGUAUACUGGUAUCAGCAGAUUCCUGGACGUACUCCGCGGCUUUUAGUCUAUUAUUGGUCCAGCAAGAGCACUCCUGGUCGAGGUCCGGGAGUUUCAGAGAGGUUUUCCGGGUCAGUGUCAGGCAACACGGGGAGUUUCACAAUAUCUAACGUUCAAUCAGACGACGCUGCCGAUUAUUACUGCGCUAUGUGGAAAAACUUUUUAAGAUUUGCAAAAGGAACACGAGUGGCUGUUGGCAAUCCUCGGCCCCCUGCCGCAUCCGUUUUACUACCUUCAGCAGAUGAGAUGAGAGUAAAGGGCACCGCCACCCUGGUGUGUUUGGUGAGCGGGUUUAAUCCUGGUGCUGUGGAAAUCCAGUGGACUGUGGACGGCAGUGCGAGAAGCGACGGCAUUGAGACCAGCCGAAUCCAGCAGGAGAAGGACAACACGUUCAGUGCGAGCAGUUACCUGACUCUGCCAGCCACAGUCUGGAACUCACACGAGUUUUACUCUUGUGUGGUUAAACACGAGACUCAGACAACCCCGCUUCGGGUGGAUAUCGCGAAAUCCAGCUGUAUGUGAAAUGGAAAUGUGUUAAUCGAGAGCGUUUGUUUAUCAUGAUUAUUUUCCUUUUAUUUGAUGCAAUCUCGAAAUGUAUUGGUCUCUGGAGUAUUACAUUUGCUAGAUACAUUUCUCAAGUAAAGCUUAAUUUCUAUGACUUGCUCACUUUAAAACUAUUCUGUCGACAAAAUACCAGUAGUAUUUACAGCCUCCAGUUUAAUUAAUAUGAGUUUAGUGCAUCCAAAUAUUUGGAAAAUGCCAAUAUGUGACCUUAGUGUUGUUUGUAGCCUUUGAGAAAAUAAAGAAACUAAUCUUAAAUGC
This is a messenger RNA of Leucoraja erinaceus (little skate), 1062 nucleotides long. RefSeq names its product immunoglobulin lambda-1 light chain-like. Bases 43 to 762 code for a protein of 239 amino acids. The record is from RefSeq and is a predicted model, not a curated record. The transcript has 3 exons. Lineage: Eukaryota; Metazoa; Chordata; Chondrichthyes; Rajiformes; Rajidae. Gene Ontology annotation, biological process: immunoglobulin production; immune response.